Anguilla rostrata (American eel) is the source of this 3554-nucleotide messenger RNA. RefSeq names its product abl interactor 1. Gene Ontology annotation, biological process: neuron migration. The transcript has 11 exons. Gene Ontology annotation, molecular function: signaling adaptor activity; SH3 domain binding. The record is from RefSeq and is a predicted model, not a curated record. The coding region runs from base 114 to 1604 and encodes 496 amino acids. Gene Ontology annotation, cellular component: SCAR complex; lamellipodium; actin-based cell projection. Lineage: Eukaryota; Metazoa; Chordata; Actinopteri; Anguilliformes; Anguillidae.
ACAAUGAAAGCGAGGCCAGGAAUCCCACAAUACCAGGCGAAGGAGCUCCGUUUCGGGGCAGAGCUUGUGGUUUCAAUCAAAGGGAGAAAAAAAGAAAUGCAGAGAGAUGCAAGAUGGCAGAGCUGCAAAUGUUGUUAGAGGAAGAAAUUCCAGCCGGCAAAAGAGCCCUUGUAGAGAGCUACCAGAAUCUGACGAGGGUAGCGGAUUACUGCGAAAACAAUUAUGUUCAGGCCCAGGACAAGCGUAAGGCCCUUGAGGAGACCAAAGCGUACACCACCCAGUCCCUGGCCAGCGUGGCCUAUCAGAUCAAUGCCCUGGCCAACAAUGUGCUGCAGCUGCUGGACAUCCAGGCCUCCCAGCUCCGCAGGAUGGAGUCCUCCAUAAACCACAUCUCUCAGACUGUGGAUAUCCACAAGGAGAAGGUUGCCAGGCGAGAGAUCGGCAUUUUGACGACAAACAAGAACACGUCCAGAACCCACAAGAUCAUCGCCCCUGCUAACAUGGAGAGGCCCGUGCGGUAUAUUCGGAAGCCCAUAGACUACACCGUGCUGGAUGACGUGGGCCACGGGGUCAAGUGGCUAAAAGCCAAGCAUGGGAACAACCAGCCUGCCAGGGGAGGGACGCUGUCCAGAACCAACCCCCCCACGCAGAAACCACCCAGCCCGCCCAUGGCAGGGCGGGGCACUCUGGGUCGAAACACAUCCUACAAAACCCUGGAGCCGGUCAAGCCCCCUGUGGUCCCCAACGACUACAUGACCAGCCCCGCCCGCCUGGGCAGCCAGCACAGCCCCGGCCGCACCGCCUCCCUCAACCAGAGACCCAGAACCCACAGUGGCAGCAGUGGGGGCAGCGGCAGUCGUGAGAACAGCGGCGGCAGCAGCAGCAUUGGGAUUCCCAUCGCCGUGCCGACGCCCUCCCCGCCCAGUCUGGGACCAGGACCAGGGCCAGCGGCAGUUCCCCAGGGGCCUGGGCUGGGUCCCAUCCCGAUGUCGCAGUUCGGAACGAUAUCCCGGCAGAUCUCUCGGCACAACUCCACCACCUCUUCGGUGUCCACCGUCUCGGCCACCGGCACGUACCGGCGCGCCCCGUCCGUCACCUCCCAGUUUUCCGUGCAGCAGCCGCACGUCAACGGCGGCCCCGUGUACCCCCAAAACUCAAUGACUAUUGCCCCACCCCCUCCCCCCAUGCCCCAGCUGACUCCACAGAUACCCCUCACGGGCUUUGUGGCCAGGGUGCAGGAGAACACGGACACGCCCACUCCGCCGCCCCCGCCUCCCCCCGACGACGUGCCGCUGUUCGACGACUCGCCGCCGCCCCCGCCGCCCCCGCCGGUCGACUACGAGGAUGAGGAGGCGGCCGUGGUGCACUACAGCGACCCGUACGCGGACGGAGACCCUCAGUGGGCCCCCAAGGCCUACGCUGAGAAAGUCGUCGCGAUUUACGACUACACCAAGGACAAGGACGACGAGCUGUCCUUCGUGGAGGGGGCCAUCAUCUACAUCAUCAAGAAGAACGACGACGGCUGGUACGAGGGCGUCUGCAACGGCGUGACCGGCCUCUUCCCCGGAAACUACGUGGAGUCCAUCAUGCACUAUGCCGACUGAGAGGACCCUGUUCGUUCAGCCACGCCUACAGUUAAACAAAACCAGGCCUGACCUGACCUGCUGAGCGUAGGCCAGUGCAUUCGGAUGUGACGCAAUGUUUGUUCCUUUUAGAACUGCAAAUGAGAAGAAAAAAAAAAUCUAUUGAUUAUUUUUUAUUUGAGGUGGGUUGUUGGGGGGGUGGAGUUGGGGAUUAAACUAUACUAAUAUGAUACAAUGGAAGUGCUUUACUGCUUGGAUUGUUUUGACCGAAACGAAGGGCAAAGUAUCCACUGCACUGAAAGGGAAGCGUGCGUAGAGCUGUAAAGCGCUUCCUGUACAAUGAGACGUGAAUGAUUAUAUUCUAACUUCCGGUAUGAUCCUGUGCCCUCUUACUUCACUGUAUAUAAUGUGAGCAGCUGCCAGUAGGUCGUCGUUAGCGUGUUCCUGUGGGUGCCCAUUGGUGUCUUGAGCGGUCUACACCCUACGCGAACACAUCGAGUAGGGAUUGUUUUACUGGUCAGGUUAAACUGUCAUUUUCUCCUUCCUCUCCUCUGUCAAGCUGACAAAAGGCAAAAUCAUUUUUUUUUUUUUUUUUUAGGUGGGGGGGGGGGGGGGGAGGGUGGGUGGUCCUGAAUACAGCGAAGUUCAUUUUCAGUAUCUGAAGCCGGCAGACAUUCCUAAAAUGUAAUUAAGUAUCGCCUAAAGCAUGCGUACAAAUGAAAAAAAAAAAAAGAAAAUGUAUGAUAAAUGUACUUGUUCAUCCAUUUCGCUUCCAUUGUGUGAUAUUUACAGUGAGCGCUCUUUUUCUACCGAAUGUAUCUGACGCAUUAGUGGAGCUGUUGAUCUCGUUUUCUACAUGCUUUGAUUUGUAAUUAAAGUGCUGAUAGCGGAACUGUAACGCAGCGUCGGGGGCCGUGCUGUGCAGGUUGAAGGAGACGGGGGUGGCUGCAGAUGCGGCGGGUUGUCCUCUCUAAAGACGGACGCUCUGAACUCCCGCCCCCUGGCCCAGCGUCGGCCCUGCUCCUCAAACCGCUUACAUUUCCACGUGCCCCAUUUCCCAGAGGGACCUCACUGUGGUUUUACAGCGCCCUGAACGUGGUUUUCCAUGUGAACUGGUCCCCAGUACACAGGAGGCUAUGGUGCCAUUAUCAACAAUCACAGAUGCAGACUGCAGCUCCAAAUUGGCUCCAGUUUCCCUCACGAUUACAGUCUGCUGCUGAAAAUUAGCCCUUGGGCUGAAAACACUGCUGUACUCAGUUGUGCUAUUGAAUAUUAAAAGGCAGUGGACCAUGUGAUGCCAUUCCAUUCAUCCCAGUACUGUUGACUGAAGAAGAGGUCUUUUCUGGGCCAAAAUGACUGGUAAGCCUACAUGUUUGACACGGUUAACCUCGAGAUGCUUGUGUAUUGGGAUUUCCAUUUUUAUACAUUUUGACUGUUUAGAUUCAUAACUCAGGUCUGUAAAGCUUUUUUCAGAGCGACCAUUUGUCAUUCAUUUUGUAAACAAGCAUUUUUAUUUAAACAAAGUGUGGGCACCUUCCAGCUGUGUGUGUUGAAUGAUUUGACAAAGUGAUUGCGUUAGAGCCCAUGUAGUCCUCAUGAAGUAUUUUUAAUUGGUAAAAUUGUUUUAUACAGUCAAAUUUAUAACCUUGAGUUUGGACAUCUCGUUUGUGUCAUCAUACUGCUCCAGGAAGAGAUCUUUCCUUUCUUCUCUCCUCAACUGUCACUCACACGGAACUAACAGUUUUCUUGACCACUAAUCUAAAACAUUUCAGGAUAUCACUGAUAACGCCUUGAUACUCUUGUCCGUUUGCUUUGUUAUAUUAAACGUUCCAAGUGUUCUGUAUCUUAAAUUUCCUCGGGAGCAACAUCUGAACCCUGUCUCUUCAUCCUUGAUUUGUAUAUAUAAUCUGUUAAUUGAAAUUUUAUGUACAGUCUUUUAUAAUAAAUCAUUCUGCCACAGAAAAAAAAAAA